This is a messenger RNA of Anneissia japonica, 3354 nucleotides long. RefSeq names its product pituitary homeobox x-like. Gene Ontology annotation, cellular component: nucleus. The record is from RefSeq and is a predicted model, not a curated record. Gene Ontology annotation, molecular function: DNA-binding transcription factor activity, RNA polymerase II-specific; RNA polymerase II cis-regulatory region sequence-specific DNA binding. NCBI's taxonomy places the organism in Eukaryota, Metazoa, Echinodermata, Crinoidea, Comatulida, Comatulidae. The transcript is spliced from 3 exons. Gene Ontology annotation, biological process: regulation of transcription by RNA polymerase II; anatomical structure morphogenesis. The coding region runs from base 303 to 1238 and encodes 311 amino acids.
UCUUCUGUAUACACAGAGUUGUAUGCGCUUACCACUCAGGUUCAUGCGCUAUAUAUUGCCAGCAUCGUCUGCCACAGUCGACUAUUACUAACCCUAGCGAUUUUAUUGAAUCAUUCCAUAGGCUCUAGCUUUCUGGAGGAGUUAGUGUGAUCUGUCUUUUGUAGUGUGGACUCCAAUAAUUCCACCAGUAUUUGCCGCUGAUCUUUUGAGUUCAGAUUAGAUAAGGUAGAAGACUCUGCGUUUUAUUAACCUGGCUCGAGCGACCAGGGACCGAACUCUUUAUUACGUUGAUUAAUACGAGUAUGGACACUUUGAACGAUUCGCUUCCGAUGCUUGAGGAACUAGUGAAUUCAGAAGGAUCCAGAAAUCAUUCCAGACUUGCAGACAUGACUACCCUCCACAGUCAACCCCCAGUCACACAAUGUCAAGCGAGCCCUGAACCACAGACGACCAACAUAGGAACAACCACUCCGCUGUCAUCACCUAGCACAACCGCUGAAUCUAACAACGAGUGUAACCACACAGGCAACGGGUCUGAAGAAAACAGUGAAGACGCAAAGGGCCGGCGAAGGCAACGUCGUCAGAGAACACACUUCACAUCACAGCAACUUCAGGAGCUGGAAGCUAAUUUUGCCAGGAAUAGAUAUCCAGAUAUGUCGACGAGGGAAGAAAUAUCGGCCUGGACUAAUCUAACUGAACCAAGAGUAAGGGUAUGGUUCAAGAACAGAAGAGCAAAAUGGAGGAAAAGAGAACGAAAUCAAUUAAACGAAUUAAAACAAGCGGGAUUCGGAUCUCAAUUUCCUGGAGGCCUAGUUCAACCGUUUGAUGAUGGCGGACUUUACCCUAGUUACCCCUACAACAGCUGGACAAAAACUAGCAACCCACUUGGAUCGAAGGGAUUUCCCUGGUCUUUAAAUUCUGUCAAUCCGUUGACGGUGUCGAGUCAACCGAUGUGUUUCACACCGCAGACGACGAUGAGCACAAGCUUUUCGUCCGUGAAUGGGGUAGCUGGCAGCAGUUUGAACAAUUUGAAUAACACAGGGAGUGCUGCUUGCCCUUACGCUUCGCCGGCAGCCCAGCCGUAUGUAUACAGAGAACCUUGUUCGAGCAGCAUUGCUUCUUUACGAUUGAAAGCGAAGCAGCAUUCCACGUCAAUGGGGAGUUUUAACUACCCGGUAGGCAGACAAAAUUCAUCGUUAUCCGCGUGUCAAUACGCCGGUCUCAACGGACCGGCAUGAGUUCAAGACUGAAUUUAAGAUGGACUUUUUUUCGAAGAUGAUUCCCAGAGUAAUUUGAAAUAUGGUGCCUGUACCUAAAUAAGGUGUUUUCUGUUUCUCUAGCACUGUUUAACAACGCACGGCAUUAGGCAUUAUAUGAACAAUACAGUUGGCGAACCUACACUCCUAAUGAAUGUUAUCAAUGUAUAUAAUUAUGACACAUUUGGUGCGUCAGCAGAAUAGAGCCAUCUAUUGACAAAAAUGAACUUCCACUUAAAUUUAAUGUUCUCUUUUGAAAUAGAUAUAUUCAACAUUUUUGUAAGAAAUAACAAAUCGUUCUUUAAGAUGAAAUGAAUUUUUUUUUCUUGUUUGUGCAAAUAUGUUCUACAAAGUAAAACAAGGAUUGUCGCAUUGUUGAUCAAACAGAUGCUAUAUAGACCUAAACCACAGAUCCUAUAUGGCCUAACAAACCGCGGAUUGAUGAGUUGUCUCUUAAAAUUAUAGUCGUGGCUUAUUUUGAAUUACAAUGUCUGGGGAUGCAUUUGUCCAAAAUGAAAUUUGCAUUCAACACAAACAUAUUUCUGUGAUCGUUGUGUUGAAUUAGUGUUUACCAUGGAUGUAAUGUAUUGCUAUACCGAAUGCUUAAGCCCUACCAACCCACCACCGCCUGUUAUUCUGCGCCCCUUCCAGUAGGUUAUAAUAAUAAUAAUAAUAAUAAUAAUAAUAAUAAUAAUAUUGCUAAUUUAUAUUAUGCGCUGUAUAGGUUGAUUCACAUCAAUGCCUUGAUGCUAAAAGCUAUAAAAUGUGUGAGCUAUAUAAACGCAAAAGUUACACUUCCUAAGUUAGAUUUAACGUCUCAUAACCAACUAUGUCCACGGAAUUCUUGCCAGUUAUUAUACACUCUACGCACGUUUAAUUUUUAGCCUUUUAUUCUACUGAAGCUCUUGUAGGAACGUUAAGAAUACCCUGCGCAAUAGAACGUAGAUAAUUUUAGUAUGCAAAUACUUUCAACUUGUUUCUAAAUAUUUCGAAUUAUUUGUAAUUAAACCAAACUUGUUUACUUAAUUGUGACUUUUCAAUUCAACCGUAUCGGUUCUUCUUCAGGCAACGUCUAGAAUAUUCUAAUCGUGUUCAUCAUUUAUUUGUAAUAGGCUGACCAAAUUCAAAAUUGUCCCGUUAUCUUUAAGUGUACGUAUUCUUGCCAGUUAUAUGUAAAAUGCACGGGUUUGUUGUGAAUGAGCGUUAAGACUUGGGAAGCUGUAGGCCUAGGACGUACAGUUGAUUUGAUGCUCAUGGGCAGGGAGACCGGCGAACAAACGAACUUACUGAAUAUAUUAAGUUAUUCGCUUCACAUUGUAACGGUAGAUUGUAAAACGGUCACUAAAUAAUACGAUUAUUAUUGUUAUAACAGCAUUUUCAUAACGGACAGUCCGUUUAGUCAUAUUUAAUACAAUACCUGUAUAAAACUGUAGCAUACAACAAUACGACUGAAUUUUAUUAUGGACGAAUAAUUAUUGGACAAUUGGACAUGGUUAGCUGGGUAUUUGCUGAUUGGCAUAUUGUUGGACAGGUACAAGACAUACUGACGUAUAUUUUACAAUUAAUGUAUUCGGGGUAUUCGCAUCAUAUGUUAUGUUAUGAUUUAUAUAUUGACCAAUAGCAAAAAAGUGUGAAUGCUAUUUGGGUUUGUGCGGUUUAAGUCACUGCGCAAAGAUUAGCAAAGUGACCAAUUAAUUUAAAACAAUGCAAUACAAUGGAAAACAAUUAUGGUUUCUUAAAACUAUUAUCCUCCUUAGCAUCCAUAAGAAUUUGUACAAAUUUGUGUAGGCCUAUAACCAUAAAUUUAAUGUUUAUUAAACACAUUUUCAAUCCGUCAAUUUUAAACUACAUGUGAAGCAUUGAAGGAAUUAUUUUGCUUUUAGUAGAGUCUAUAGUGGUAUUUCGCGUUUUAAAAUGCGCGAAAUAGCACUAUGAAUUUAUAAUACCUCAGAUUUGAUAUUUUCUUCUUUGCACGUAUUUGAAUUAUAAUCAAAUGUAAAACAUACCCGUUUUGCAAAGUUUGUUUUUAUUAAAUGUUAUAGGUCAAAUUGGGAAAGUUAACAGUUUGUAAAUAAAUAUUGUUGGGCAAAUAUAUUAA